GGGAACUUUUUUUUGAGCGCAGCUGCUCCCGGUUCAGGUCGUCUUGCUGCGAUGGAGAACUUCAGACACUUCGUCGUGUCUCUGUCCGCCGCCCUCUUCUUCGGGGUCGCGUCCAUAGUGUUCGUGGCGGUGUGGGUGAGUCACUACGGAGAAGGGGUCGCCUGGGACGGAGGACCGGCGGAGUUCAACUGGCAUCCGGUCUUGGUAGUCAGCGGUUUUAUUUUCCUCCAGGGUUUAGCCAUCGUUGUCUACAGAAUCCCCUGGACUUGGAAGUUCAGCAAACUGACGAUGAAGUUCAUUCACGCCGGCUUGCACCUACUCGCCUUCAUCUUCGCUGUCAUCGCUAUGGUGGCCGUUUUUGAUUUCCACAAUGCUGCCCAAAUCCCCAACAUGUACAGCUUGCACAGCUGGUUGGGCCUGGUAGCUUUGACACUGUUCUGUCUGCAGCUUGUUCUUGGAGUUGGCAUCUACUUGAUACCAGUUACACCUGCAUCCUGGCGAGCAGCGGUUAUGCCCCUACAUGUCUUCUCUGGCCUUUUACUCUUUGGCAGUGUAAUAGCUGUAUCACUCAUGGGCAUCACCGAGAAACUCAUUUUUGGCCUGAGUAAUCCGAAGUACAAGGACUCUCCCCCACAAGCUACUUUUGUGAAUGUUCUGGGGGUCCUCUUGGUGGUUUUUGGAGCUCUUGUCCUCUGGAUUGCCACUCGAACUGCUUGGAAACGCCCCAGUGACCAGGUCCUGCAUACUCUGCAUACCGAAGGGGAAGGGGUCGAAAACAGCAAAGUGAGUCCAGCCAUGGCUGAGCUAUCUCGUGGAGCUGACGGGGAGCCGUGUGGGGAUGUCAGGAAGAGGAGCGGCAAUCACUGAUUACAUCAGGACAGGCUCAGAGUCAAGUAAUCUACAUUAGUCAGAGGAGGUAAACGUUUGGUAAACUACUUAUGCUGAUUAUUCUUUAUACAACUUUAUCAUGUACUGCUUGGAGUAUGUGUUUGAUUUUGUUUGUAUUAUUUUUCUGUGAAAUAUACAGUAGGCACAUGCAAAUAUUUCUGAAUUACUUCAUAAUAUGAUUAAUAUAAUGUGACAAUUCUCUUUAUUGACAUACAAUGCAAAUAUUUAGAAUGUUUUGUAUUGUAUCUAGAUUUUUGCACAGCAACUAUAUUUUACAAUGAUAUUUGCUAGCCCAGACACGUCGGGCCGAGUCUGUUUCCGAAUUGGGUUGAAUAUAUUCAUGUCACAGAAACAGUUGAAAGACAGUCAAGAUUACGUUUUUAGGUGAUAGAAAAGUUAAGCGAAAAUCAGCCAAGCCAAAUAAAGAAAGUUGUAUACUCAUUUUA
This is a messenger RNA of Gasterosteus aculeatus aculeatus (three-spined stickleback), 1334 nucleotides long. Its product is annotated as plasma membrane ascorbate-dependent reductase CYBRD1. Lineage: Eukaryota; Metazoa; Chordata; Actinopteri; Perciformes; Gasterosteidae. The record is from RefSeq and is a predicted model, not a curated record. Gene Ontology annotation, cellular component: lysosomal membrane. Gene Ontology annotation, molecular function: oxidoreductase activity.